UGCGCUUGACCCGAGGGCCUGCCUGGGGCUGGCUGCCCUCGGAGCGCCUACUCAGACUGAAAGUGAAGUCAAAUGGAUGUUGGUGAGUAUCCCAUGGCAGCAGCAUUUCAUUGGCUCAGCAGGAACUGUAACUCGGAAGCCAUCUUCAGUGAUUUUAUAGGUCAGUCUUGCUUCUGGGAUCCAACUUUAUGUUGUGGUUAAGAAAUGUUUCACAUCACUCGGACUGAACCACAAGACAGAUGCACUUACGUUGUAAAUAACUAUUUCAGUAGAUUUGAAGUUUGCUCAACUUCAGUCCUAUGGUUUACCGUUUUCCAGCCAUUGAUCCUGGUUUUGAGCACAGAAUGAAGAGGAGUAAUUUCUCUGCUGCGAAUAAAGUUGUCCAGUCAUCACCAGUAGUGAAACAACCCAAACGUGGGCUCUGCAGUUCCCUCCGCCAGACUCAUAUGCUCUCUGUCCUUCUGGACUGGGGGACCUUACCUCACCAUGUCAUAUUACAGAUUUUUCAGUAUCUCCCGUUGAUAGACCGAGCCCGAGCAUCUUCCGUGUGUAGGAGGUGGAACGAAGUGUUUCACAAUCCUGACCUUUGGAGGAAGUUUGAGUUUGAGCUGAACCAGUCAGCAACUUCUUAUUUUAAGUCCACGCAUCCUGAUCUCAUUCAACAGAUCAUCAAAAAGCACGCCGCACACCUUCAGUAUGUCAGCUUUAAGGUUGAUAGCAGUACUGAGUCAGCAGAAGCCGCCUGUGAUAUUCUUUCUCAGCUGGUAAAUUGUUCUAUCCAGACCUUGGGACUGAUUUCAACAGCCAAACCAAGUUUCAUGAAUGUGGCAAAAUCUCACUUUGUGUCGGCGCUGACAGUCGUGUUUGUCAACUCGAAAUCUCUCUCAUCCAUUAAAAUUGAGGACACACCAGUGGACGACCCUUCCCUGAAGAUUCUCGUGGCUAACAACAGUGACACGCUGCGACUCCUCAAAAUGAGCAGCUGUCCUCAUGUUUCAUCUGAUGGAAUCCUCUGUGUGGCGGACCACUGUCAGGGCCUCCGAGAGCUGGCGCUGAAUUACUACAUUCUGAGUGACGAACUUCUCCUUGCACUCUCAAGCGAGACUCACGUGAACCUCGAGCAUCUCCGAAUAGAUGUUGUGAGUGAAAACCCCGGACAGAUCAAGUUCCACUCUAUUAAGAAAGGCAGCUGGGACGCGCUGCUCAGACACUCCCCGGGAGUGAGCGUCGUCAUGUACUUCUUUUUGUACGAAGAAGAGUUUGAGACAUUCUUCAAAGAGGAAACCCCCGUCACUCACCUCUAUUUCGGGCGUGCAGUAAGCAGAACCAUCCUGGGCCGGAUUGGUCUUAACUGCCCACGGCUGAUUGAGUUAGUGGUGUGUGCGAAUGGCCUUCAGCCCCUCGACAGCGAACUCAUCCGUAUCGCUGAGCGCUGUACAAACCUAACCGCCCUGGGCCUGAGCGAGUGUGAAGUCAGCUGCAGUGCGCUCGUUGAGUUUGUAAGACUCUGUGGCAGAAGGCUCACCCAGCUGUCUAUCAUGGAGGAAGUUCUGGUCCCUGAUGACAGAUACACCCCAGAGGAAGUCCACACUGAAGUCUCUAAGCACCUGGGAAGAGUGUGGUUUCCGGAUGUGAUGCCUAUCUGGUGACCAGCUACCAAAGAUUCCGAAUUUUCUGUUAGUAGGGUUAGCUGUUGUCUGUGAACACAAGUGUAAAUUUUGAGAUGAACUGCUAAAGUAACUUAGGUUAAAUCUUUACUCUUUGCAAGUUAUCUUAAUUGGUUGCUGCAGAAUCAUUUGAAAACAAUGUAACAAUUUGAAUAGACAGAGAUCUUUGUCAGUAAGACACAGACACUGUGUAUAUUAGACGUUUAAUAGGGUAGACUAAAGAUACCAAAGAUUUACAUAGAUAGACUUCUUAACCUUUGCCGGCGUAUUUUAGCCUCCUAAGUAAAUUUAUAUUAAACCUAUAACUAGUAUAUAAUUAUAAUGUACAGUAUUAGAUUGGUUUAAAUGACAUACUUCUAUGUUACAACCUUAUUUUAAUUUCAUCUGGUUCAUUUUGGUAUGGAUACAUGUUUUACAGAACACAUACUGUUGAAAAUCAAGGUACCAUUAUAGAGGUGUACUUCAUUGCACUUACAAAAUAUUUAGCAUCUUGUGAUUCAGUAAGCAACUUUGAAUUCUAGAGUACUUAAAUUUCAUUUUUAGGUUAACUUGGAGGGCAGUUGACAUUAUGUUAAAAUUCAGUAAUAUUCAUUUCAUAAAGAUAGAGCAAGACACUAAUUAUUAUUAAAAUACACAGUAUAGGUAAAGAGGUAAGUUUUGUGGAGUGUGUCUGGGAAUCAGUGUUGACUGGCCUGCUGCUGUCAAUCUGGGGCUGCACCAUGUCCCUUGCACAUGUGGCCUGUCUUUUAAUUAGGAACACUGGCAAUGUCCUUCACCAACCUGUCCUCAGAAUGAAGGUUAGUCUUAACAUUUGCUGAGUACUUGCCUUCACUGCCAUUCACUGUACCUACCCUUUGCCCGCCUCCCACCUUCUCUGUUCCUCAACUGCUCCCCCUCUGAGCUCCCUCAGAUCUCUCCCCUGAGGCACAUGCUAAGGGAGGCCAUCCUUGAGAUCCUCCCAGCUCGUGGGUCAGACCCUUCACUCACGCCCCGAGCUUUUGCUCUUCUUUGUAGCACGGACUGCUGUGCUGUGUAUGAUCUGCUCGUCUCAAUAUGGCCUGUUUGUCUCACUGUACUGUAAACUCUGCCAGGCCAGUACAAGAUUACUGUUAUUUUUUUGGUGUGUGUACAGUUACUAGUAUUAGAAAUCAGCGUUCACCAAAACAAGAUGUUUAUUGUUUUCCA
Molecule: messenger RNA, 2852 nt
Organism: Grammomys surdaster
Lineage: Eukaryota; Metazoa; Chordata; Mammalia; Rodentia; Muridae
Product: F-box/LRR-repeat protein 21
Exons: 8
Coding region: 300-1649 (449 amino acids)
Biological process (GO): regulation of cell cycle; G2/M transition of mitotic cell cycle; entrainment of circadian clock by photoperiod
Cellular component (GO): nucleus; cytosol; SCF ubiquitin ligase complex
Molecular function (GO): protein binding
Source: RefSeq, a predicted model, not a curated record